Molecule: messenger RNA, 1254 nt
Organism: Microcebus murinus (gray mouse lemur)
Lineage: Eukaryota; Metazoa; Chordata; Mammalia; Primates; Cheirogaleidae
Source: RefSeq, a predicted model, not a curated record
AUGUCAGAGCAGGGCAUAAAAGACCCUUUUCAGAAAUCAGUAAUGAGACUAUAUGGAAGCUGUGGCCUUGAAAAUAUACACUUAAGAAGUGACUGGGAGUGUGUGGAUGAGUGUACGAAGCAGAAAGUAUGUUCUGAUGGUCUUACACAUAGUUUGUCAACUUGCCAUAGAAAUAUCUUCAAAUGUUACAAAUGUAUAAAAGUCUUUAGCAAAUCAUCAAAUCUAAAUAGACACAAGACAAGACAUACUGGAGAGAAAAGUUUCAAUCUUAAUGAAUGUGGCAAAACUUUUCAUCACAGCUCUAAUGUUUCUGGACAUAGGAAAAUUCAUACCAGAGAGAAAUCCAACAAGUGUGAAGAAUGUGGAAAAUCCUUUAACCGUUGCUCAAAACUUAUUAUACAUAGGAGAAUUCACACUGGAGAGAAGCCCUACAAAUGUGAAGAAUGUGGCAAAGCCUUUAACCAGUCAUCAACCCUUACUCAACAUAAAAGGAUCCAUACUGGAGAGAAACCCUACAAAUGUGAUGAAUGUGGCAAAGCCUUUACCUGGUGUUCAAAACUUAGCCUACAUAAAAGAAUUCAUAUGGGAAUGAAACCAUACAAAUGUGAAGAAUGUGGCAAAGCCUUUACCCAUUCCUCAACACUUAUGCAACAUAAAACAAUUCAUAAUGGAGAGAAACCCUACAAAUGUGAAGAAUGUGGCAAAGCCUUUAACCAGUGCUCAACCCUUAUGCAACAUAAAACAAUUCAUACUGGAGAGAAACCCUACAAAUGUGAAGAAUGUGGCAAAGCCUUUAACUGGUGCACAAGCCUUACUCUACAUAAAAGGAUUCAUUCUGGAGAGAAACCCUACAAAUGUGAAGAAUGUGGCAAAGCCUUUACCCAGUGCACACACCUUACUCAACAUAAAAGAAUUCAUACUGGAGAGAAACCCUACAAGUGUGAGGAAUGUGGCAAAGCCUUUACCCUGGGCUCAACUCUCAUGGAACAUAAAAGAAUUCAUACAGGAGAGAAACCCUACAAAUGUGACGAAUGUUGCAAAGCCUCUACUCGGUGCACACACCUUACUCAACAUAAGAGAAUUCAUACUGGAGAGAAACCGUACAAAUGUGAGGAAUGUGGCAAAGCGUUUACCCAGUCCUCAGCCCUUACUCAACAGGACACACUAAAAAUUCACGUACUAGAGAAACAACCCAUAACAAUGUUAGAAUGUGGCAAGCCUUUUACUGGCUCAGUAGACCUUCACUCUACAUAA